Messenger RNA from Lutzomyia longipalpis, 4176 nucleotides. RefSeq lists its product as uncharacterized. The record is from RefSeq and is a predicted model, not a curated record. The coding region runs from base 916 to 3318 and encodes 800 amino acids. Gene Ontology annotation, cellular component: plasma membrane. Lineage: Eukaryota; Metazoa; Arthropoda; Insecta; Diptera; Psychodidae. The transcript is spliced from 9 exons.
GAAUAUUUUUUUAUGGGGAAUGGGGCUCUGUUCGAAAACAUUUCUUUCUCUUGUAGCCCUUGGAAGGAAAUUUCCCUAAAAAGUGCCUUAAAGCGUGAUGAUUUUUCCUAAAAAGUAAACCCAGUACAUCCUAAAGGGAUUCUACGUUGAAGGCAGAGCGAGAAGUUGAAUGGCAACAAGAGUGGGGUUGGACACACAGACAAGUGAUCACCCAAAAACGCGAGUAUUUGUGACCAGAGACAUUACGCAGCAGCGACCCACGGAGUUAGUUUCUUUCCAUCAGCCCAGUGGCGCACACACGCUCUUUUGUGCCUUUGUGAGUCAGGGGACUGUGAAGCCCCCAGUCUAAUCAGUGAAGUCCCCCUAUCUGUGUCACUAUUACACUCUGGCUAUAUCGCGAUAGCAAUGACAAGUUCCCAUUUACCCUGUGAUAUAGCCCUAUCAGUGCUCAGAAACUUUCCCAGCUCGUGAAUUCUGCUCCCACUGUUGUAAAACACUAUGGUGGGAUGCCACAGAGAUUCCCGGACGUAUACAUUUUUGUGCACUAGCCAGACACAAGAGCAGAGAGGCUAAAUUGUUCCGGAAGCAUUUCCCCCCGUGAGCGCGUGUGUGUGUGUCGAGGAAGAAAAGAUGUGGUGGACUUUGUUGUGAAAAGAAAACAGAAGAAUCCAACCCCGUCGGAAGGACAAGAGAGAUUCCUCGUGCCUUACAUCAGAGUCCAAAAUAAUAUUCCCUCAUCUUCCGUGUGUGAAGUAGUUAGCAAUGCGUUGCUGCUUUCCACUAAAUUUAGAAGUUCUUUUGCGUGCGUGAUCGGUGUGUGAGUGUACGGCGUGUUCCCAGGAAGUUUGUGGAGCAUUGGUGGAUCCUCAUUGUUAGGAUUUUGAAGGGUUGUGCAUUUGAGCCCGUGUGCGGAUCAUGAAAAUGAAAUGCUGGCUCACUGCUGCCUGUAAUAAUACUCUCAUGUCGUCUACGGUGACCAAGAUGCGACCAACAUCACUCAAUGUUCAGCAGCAGCAGAAUGUUGUUGAUAUUAAGAAAUUCCUCAGAGAGGCAUUCAAUUCCUGGCGAAGUAGAGAAACAUGCGGAAUUGUUCCUGGAGAUCGUAUUCAUGAACUCUUCAAUGAAUUGAAUUUCUCACCAACAGAUAAACAAGUGAAUGAUAUGCUGCAGACAGCUAAACAAUUUGCAAGGAGAUGCAAUUUGGAGAGUGCAAGUGGGCGAUCGCAUUUAGAUGGUCUCACAUUUGGUGAAUUUUGUGUACUUUUGGCUGAUUUUCGACGAUUUCGGACUUGCAGUGUGUUGAGUAAUCAUGACAGUGGCGAAUCAAAUGGAGGUGAAUCCGAUGCACUGCAUCCGUGUGAUCUUGUAGGCUCUCUAAGAAACACCAAUAAUUGCGUGAUGGGUAAGAAUUCCAUCACAAACUGCCAACCAUCAUUGAUAUUAGGAGAAAAUGGGGAUGCUGCAUUGCGAAAGGGGUGCAGCGGUAGCAGUAGUAGCUCCAAUAGUGAAAAUUUAGGCACAGCAGCUGCAGGAACAUCAGAUUGUGGAGCACCGGAGGUAUUUCUCGGUGGCUCAUGCAAUCCAACCACGUGGCGUGCCGAUGUAGCCAUUCCGACCCUCCAGCAUCUCGGGAUUUCGUUCUAUAACCCACAGGUGUCUGAUUGGACGCCAGAUCUCAUUGAGCUGGAGCACCGGGCAAAGGAGAAGGCACGCGUGCUAUUCUUUGUCAUUGAUUCAGAGACGAGGGCGUCUGCGGGGGCGAUCGAAGCGGCUCACAUUGCUGGACAAAAUUCAAAGCAUUUAGUGUUGGUGUUGCAUCCAUAUAAGCCCCAACAGAAGAUCCUCAAUGAACCCAUUUCAACACAAGAAUAUAUUGAUUUAACACGAAACCAGAAUCUUCUGCGGGAGCUCGUGCUGAGACGUGGUUUACCCAUUCUUGAUAGCAUUCCUUCCGGUUUGCAACGAACAAAGGCAAUUCUAUCGGGCAAUGAAGGUCAGAGUCCACCGUCAAAUAUUGCCUCAAGAUUAAUCUCUGUGCGUCGUGCAUUUGAUCGUAUCUGCGCCACAAGUGUCGAUGAGAUCACAACGCAUGAAUGUCAACUUGCACUGAGUUACCUGGGCUACACGAAUAGCAUCAUCUCCCAAGAAAAUAUCCGGAAAAUUGUGACGGUAAAUCGUGAUGUGCAGAAGAAAUGCGAAUCAAUCUUCAAGCGGCACGUCUAUCAUCAUCAUCAUCACCACCAGACAACGAGUCGUCGAAGUGGUGGCGAUGCAAAGGGUGUGCUGUAUGUUAAUUUUGAGGAAUUCUGCGUGAUUGCCGCAUACCUGUCGGUGCUGCAGCAGGAGAUGAAUGAGAAUACGUGUGUGUCACCCAUUAAAGGCACCAAUUUACCGCCUCCACCCAUUUUUCUCACAAAUACACCCGAGUGGAUUCACAAAAAUCGCGAAGCCCCCAUUUCGAGUGGUGAAGAAGGUGUAGCGGGAGAAGAGGGAAAGAAGGAAGAGCCACUGUAUACGUUACGCUUCAAAUCAGCCCCUAGUUUAUCGCGUGAGAGUCAGAGGAAGCGCGAUAGUGGUACAUCGUCGCCACUGCCGCAGGAAUCAUCGGGAUCAUCGUUGGCGGGACGUGAUGUGGGGCUGCCGCAAUUCCCAGUGUCUCGUCCCCUGGAGCGACGAGUGGAUGAUGAGGAGGACAAUGAUUCGGUGUUUUCGGAUGAUGCAGCGUCGAGUGAGAGUAGCAGUUCGGAUUCCAGUAGUGAUAUGCGCGAUAUCUUCCUCGGUGGGAGUUGCAUGAGGCGCUCACGAUGGCGCGAAGAUUACGCCGUACCCGUACUCAAGGCACGUGGUAUGACGUACCAUUUACCCUUUGAGGGUAGAGACUACGAAGGGGGUGAUGAUGGUAGCGGGAUGCCGGAGAAGAGACUCAAAUACAACACACGACUCCCGGAGGUGAUCACGGAUGAUGCAGCAGUGAGACAUUUAAUUGAUGAGCCCCUCUUCAAUCCCACCCUCCUCGAUUCCAGCCGUGUCCUCCUCUUUGUCAUCACCAAUGAGACGCGCUCUCUUGCACCAAUGACCCUGGCAGCGCACUACAUUGGCCUAGGCUAUGACGUAGUACUCUGUGUUCAGAUGUUGGUUGACAGUAUUAUUGGGAAUGAAAGGCUGACCCCCACGGCAAUCAAAGAUUACAACAGAGGCCGUGACUACUUAAUCGAUCUUGCAAAGAGGCAAGCAAUUCCGGUUUACAGUGAUAUUCAGGCAGCUCUGGAAUGUGCCAUAGAAAAAGCCAACAUGCAUAAAUCAAUUGCAUCCAUUUGAGAGAGAAUCUUCGGCAUCCUAGUCAGAGGAAUCCUUCAGAGUGACGGAGAAAAAGUUAUUAUUUUCUUCUUCUCGCUCGCUCUCUCUCUCUCUCGAAAGGAAAAUAUUCCCCAGAAGAGAGAGCAUCGUUGAAUGGUGCAGAAUCUUCUGAUUUCUUUUUAUAUAAAAAAAAUAAAUUCUCAGUGUUUUAUUAAGUGGAAAGCAACAACAAAAAAAAGAUCUUAAUGGAUGAGGUGGUAAAACAAAAGCACGUUUGUAUUAGGAAAUUAAUAAGAUUUUGGUGUUUAAGAAAUUUUAUACAAAAUGCAAAAAAAGGGAAAGUAAUUGUUCAAUUUUUUUUAAAGAAUAUUUGAGCAAAAGGGUUCUUUGUUAUCUAUAGAACUUCUCUAAUCUUAUCUUAAAAAAAUACAUAUAUUUUUACGCACAGUGGAGAAGAGAGAAAAUUUUACAAUGUAAAUAUUUUUUUUAAAAAAACAUUAAAUUGUGCGAGUUUUUCUUCUUUUUAAAAAAGCAGAUUAAUGCAUCAAAAAAAUAUUUAAAAAAAAAUAUACAUUUUUAUUCUAAUACUAAAAUGAUGGAAAAAAGUGUCUGGGGAAACACAUGAUACACACCACUAAAAUGUACAUAACAAAGCGAUAUUAAAGAUUCUUUUAAGUGCGAGAAAAUUUAUUGAAAAAAAUGUUAACUUCUGUAGCGUGUAGAUUAAUGCAAAUUUUAGCAUAAUGUUUUAUAUAGAGUAAAAAUUAAAAAAAAAACUUUUAUUAAUGUCCCUUAAAAGUAUAAUUUAUAAUAAAAUAAAAAUAAAUAAAUAAAAGAGUAGAUGGAAUAAAAUUUUUGAUGGAAAAUCAUGACACUAAA